AUGAGUUCACAAUCUCCGUUUGUUCAGCAGACACUGCAGGAGCUAGAGAAAGCGAAAAAGUUGGGCAGUUUCAUCAAGGCCAAUGAUCCUGAAAUUCAGGGCCUGCUCGAGCCAUGUGAAAGCACUAGCUGCCAUGAUGGCAUGAUCAUUCAUACCGAUGUUAUUAUCCCCACUCGUGACGGCGUCAAGUUGUGUGGUAAUAUCUUCCGCCCAGAGAAUCAGAGCGACAGAAAACUUCCAGUUCUCCUGAACUAUUCUGUCUAUGGUAAAGAUGGAGCUCUCGAGGCUUGCAUGUUCCCGAAAGGCAGCAGAUUGGAUCCUAGUCAUCACACUCCUUACUAUAGCUUUGAAGCGUGCGAUGCACCGUGGUGGACUCAAAGAGGGUAUGUGGUUGCCUUCGUGGAUGUUCGCGGCUCCUUCAAGUCAGAAGGUGACAAGAGCUACUACUCUCGAGAUGUGGGUCUUGAUGGAUACGAUAUAGUUGAAUGGCUUGCAGUCCAGGACUGGUCAAGCGGCAAAGUUGGAAUGUAUGGUGCCAGUGCAUUUGCUAUGGUUCAAUGGCUGGUUGCAGCUGAACAGCCUCCAUCCCUCACGGCGAUCCUUCCAUUCGAUGGUAUGACAGAUCUAUAUCGAGAGAUGGCUCGAAAGGGCGGUAUUCCUGAGACGCAGUUUAUGGCCGUGUACCCUCAUCUAUACAACUGGGGGACAAGCUUGGUUGAAGAUAGUGGUAAUGCUCAUUUUGAGCAUCCAUUCUUUGACGAUUACUGGCGCAGUAAAAUUCCCCGGUUGGAAAAGAUUAAAUGUCCAACUUAUAUAGUGGGAAUCCUGACUGAAGAAUCUCUUAGCAGACAGAAGGCAUUCUACGAUACGUACCUGCACGGAAAAGAGACUGAGCUUAAGUUCUGGCCACCUGUUCGAUAUGCCAUGCGUGAAAGCUUUUAUGUUUCUGAGUGGCGUUUUGCUCCCUCCUUCCCCUUUCCGGGAACCGACUAUAGCAAGCACUAUCCGACCCCGUCUUGCAGUCUGUCAAAGGUAGCUCAGCCUACAGAGUUCGAAGUCACAUAUGAUGCUCUAGAAGGUGAACUCACAUGGGAAAUCCCUUUCAUGGAGUCGUACGAGCUUGCCGGAUACGCUAAACUUCGUCUCUGGGUUGAAGCCCGUGGCGCUGAUAACAUGGAUCUCUUCGUAGUUCUGAAGAAAGUGGACGCAGAGGGCAGGACAGUUCACUUCCCUUGGCUUACAGUCAUCGAAAAUGGUCCAGUUGCAUUCGGCUAUCUACGUGCCUCCAGGCGAGAGCUGGAUGAGACCAAAACAACGGAUUUCCAGCCUUAUCACAGCCACCAGAGGGACCGUCUGCUUGAACCAGGCGACGUAGUUCCGGUGGAUAUUGAGAUCCUGCCUACAGCUUGUCGAUUCCGCGCAGGCGACCGUCUCCAAAUUAGUAUUUCAGGACAUGACUACGAGAAAUACCCUCCGAUGAUCCCGGUCGCCCGGCAUGGCCAAACAAUCAACCAGGGAACACAUGUCAUUCACUUCGGUGGGAAAUACGACAGCUUCCUUCAGCUUCCUACCUUGCCUCCUGUUUCAGGAUCCAGUUUAAACCAUGGAAAAACAGUCAAAAUGUCUAUGGUUGCCAACCGUGUCAAAGGCUGGUCUGAUGAAAAGUUUGUCGCGGAGUAUACCGGUAUCCAUGCCAAUAUGACGAAACAACUAUCUCAAUUUGUUCCAUUCCUGCGAAGCUACACGCAGGUAGUUGGUGUUCCUAAGCCGUCCGUGAAUACUUUUUGCAUUAACCAGUCCAGAUUUGAGGUUGCAACCGUUCUUGGAUGGUCCAGUCUCACGAAAUUAGAAGGCUCGUUCCAUCAUCCGAGCUACAAGGCCAGUGCUGGAAAGCAUGUUUUCACGGAGUCGGCGUUCAUUGGAUCGCUCAGUCAAGCCUUUGAAGAUAUAGUCUUUGAUCCAAUCAUGUUUGAAAAUCGUCAGAACGCCUUUGAGGUCGUCGCUUUCUUACCCAGGUCUUCCACGGGACAGAUCAUCACUGAUAGUGACCUUAAGUCUAGGGCACAGGUGGUCAGGGAGAUCGGGCAAGGAGUAGGACUUCUUCGCUACGUCUUGAAUCGUGACAUAACUCCUGCAAACCCCUCAGUGUUCUUCAAAGAUACAUUGUUCGAGAAUGCAGAUUGGAGUAGUAUCGGGGCCAUGGAGCAGUACUGGUUUGGAAGUGAGGCUGCUGCAAUGGAAUUUUUCGGAGAUGCCUCUAGAGUCCAAGUGCUCCAGAAUCUACCUCCCUCUUUUGAUCCGAAGAGAACCAUCAGUGUCGCAGGAAAGGAGGGCGUUGUAUUUUCAAAGGACCUGAACUUCUAG
Molecule: messenger RNA, 2364 nt
Organism: Penicillium cataractarum
Lineage: Eukaryota; Fungi; Ascomycota; Eurotiomycetes; Eurotiales; Aspergillaceae
Product: CocE/NonD family hydrolase
Exons: 6
Coding region: 1-2364 (787 amino acids)
Molecular function (GO): dipeptidyl-peptidase activity
Source: RefSeq, a predicted model, not a curated record